GGCUCCGCGCCUUGCGGGAGACACGGCGACCUCGGGCGGUGGGUCGCGUAGGUCGGGCAUGGCGGCGUGGCUCCCGGCCGCCGCGGCGCCUGUGCUCCGCGGGAUCCACGGGCUGCCUCUUCUCCACUCUGCCCAUCGGAUGUUUGCCUCCCAGACUGAGGGGGAGCGCAAAGUGACCCAAAUUCUCAAAGAAAAGUUUCCUCGAGCAACAGCUAUCCAAGUCACCGACAUUUCAGGAGGCUGUGGGGCAAUGUAUGAAAUUAAAAUCGAAUCAGAAGAGUUUAAGGAGAAGAGAACCGUCCAGCAGCACCAGAUGGUUAAUCAGGCACUAAAAGAAGAAAUCAAAGGUAUGCACGGAUUGCGGGUAUUUACCUCCAUCCCUAAACAUUGACCACACCCUGGCUGUGUAGCUGCUGCUGCUUGAAACCUUGGAUGAACUUGACGGACACCAUUCUUCCCUAGGCAUUUGCCAAAAAAUUUAUCUAUUUUGUUCAUAGACAUUUCCAUAUUAUAAUUAUAGAAGAUAUGUUAUCUAUUUAGAUGUUAAUUAAAGGUACCAGACAACUGAA
Molecule: messenger RNA, 569 nt
Organism: Lemur catta (Ring-tailed lemur)
Lineage: Eukaryota; Metazoa; Chordata; Mammalia; Primates; Lemuridae
Gene: BOLA3
Product: bolA family member 3
Exons: 4
Coding region: 59-391 (110 amino acids)
Source: RefSeq, a predicted model, not a curated record